CGGGGAAGCCACUCUCCGAAUGUCACGGAUCGGGCGACCACCCAUAUCCUCCCACAUUUGCGUGCAUUUGCAGGUCGACGAAGACAUAUGCUAACUGCUGCAAACUCAGAAGCGUCGAACUGGUGGAGAGAUGGGACGAGGAACGAGGGCGUAUGACCGUCACCCAGCGCAUGAUGGAAGCCGACGGACAUACGGCAACCUACUUACCCUUUGCUACUAUGGAGACGCUGAUGUCCACAAAUGGCCAGACACGGGAAAGAAGAGGUCCUGGGAGCUCGUGCUCAUGGCCAUCGAGCAUAACGAUGCCGAAAGUAAAGAGAAAGCUGAUCCGGCAUUCCGGCAUGCGGCGACUUCACUUGAAUUUCUGCCUAUGCCCGAGGGAGAAUGGACGCCGAAACCCCUAGGCAAGUUUCUCAGCACCGGAUGGAAUGAUCGUGUCGACCAGUACAUCGCAUCCGGCCAAGACACUCGGAGUGUAUCCAAGAUCGAACAGGCCGCCAAGCUGGAUCCGUUUUUCCUGCCCCUCUGGAAGCGAUGUGAAGCGUCCGGGCGUACAACGAUAGAGCGUCCGGGGCUCAAAAUGAAACGCUGUCACGGGUGUCAGAAAAUAUAUUACUGCGGCGCGCCGUGCCAGAAAGCACAUUGGAGAGAGCACAAGGAUGCAUGCAAGAGAGGGGACCAUCCGCUGCAGAUGUUGCGAUCGCAGAGGAUCUACUCGACUAUUCUCAAUGAGGUCAUCAAGCCUGCGGAAGAACGUAGAUGGCUCGAAGAACGUAGUGCGGAGGAUCCCAAUGUGUCAGAGGACUGACUGAUGUGCGAGGCCGCCUGAUCCACGUCGUCGUAGAUUAGCGGAAGGUGCGGGGAGGUGCGAGCUCUCAGAACGAGAACAGUGCUCCGAGUUGGAUGACUUG
Molecule: messenger RNA, 911 nt
Organism: Fomitopsis serialis
Lineage: Eukaryota; Fungi; Basidiomycota; Agaricomycetes; Polyporales; Fomitopsidaceae
Exons: 5
Coding region: 131-808 (225 amino acids)
Source: RefSeq, a predicted model, not a curated record